GAGAUUCUUUCAAUCCAAACUCUAAAAAAGAAAUUUUAAAGAUAAAAUUUAAAUAAUGUUUGAGAUUGGAAUCCUCUUAUCAAUCCAGAUGAGAUUCUUUCAAUCCAAACUCUAAAAAAGAAAUUUUAAAGAUAAAAUUUAAAUAAUGGCUGAGAUUGGAAUCCUCUUAUCAAUCCAAUGGACGAGAUUAAUUCAAAAUUGAACUGAUUGAAUAUGGCAUAUGGGAAUUGGGAAAUAAAAAUCGUUCUAUGUUUUGCUAAAGUACCAAACCCUAGCCUCCUCCAUUCGUCACCUCGCCGACACCAACGCCAAUGCCGCCAACCUUCAGAAGAUCGACGGUCUCUCAAGAAACUCUUGUCGCCUCGUUGCCAUCUCGUCGCCUUUGUCGUCUCAACGUCUCCUCAAACCCGUGUUGGCUCAUUAUCGCCAUCGCUUGCAGAGAAAUUUUCCCGAGAGACCAACGGUCUGGCAGUGACAGUCCAAGCUUCUAUUUGAGGUAGAUUUUUUCUUAUUUGCUUAGAUUUCUCUUCCUUUUCCUACUUUUGUAGUUUGCGUGGCUUUUCUAAACUGGUUGCUUGUAGAGUUUUAGUGUUUGACCAAAUGAUAUUUUUUUUUGUUCAGAUCCAAUUUUUGUUGGCAUUUUUUUUAUUUGACUCUGAAUUAAAACUGUGAGUUAUGAUUGACAUUUUUUGUAUUUGAAUUUGAAAGUGAAAUUGUUGGUAUUUUAAAGGUGAACUGUGAAGUUUGAUUUUUCUUCAUCCAGGAUUUUGUAUUCAUAUAAAUCACUAAUCAUUAUCUCCUUUUAGUCACUCUCAGAUUGUAAUCUUUUUAAAUCUCAAUUUUUUAAUCUUUUUUUCCUUUUGUCAUCCCAUUUUUUACAGUAGCCAACUAGCCAUAGAAUAUUGUUAUGAUUUUCUUAGCUAAAACAUGGGAGGAACAAUCAAAUGUCAACUCCGCACUUCUCAACUCAAGAUUCGGCAGCAAAUCCUAGUUUGGGAGAAAUUCAACCUUCACAAAAUAAUACCAAUGAUGCAAUUCAAAGUAUAGAUGUGCAACAACCCGAGACCAUUGAAGUAGAGGAUGAAAGUCCAUAUGCUUCAAAGAAAAGGAAACGGACAUCCAAAGCAUGGGCUGAUUUUAAAGAGGUUACUCUUCCGAAUGGACAACAAAGGUAGAAUGUAUUCAUUGUAAACAUCGGCUCACAAUGAACAAGACUGGUGUUACAUCUCUUUUUUUGAGGCACCUCAAGGGUUGUAUGAAGAAGAAGAUUACUGAGCAAGGACAAAAUAAUAUUACUCUCUCUACAACUAUCGUUGAAUCAGAAACUGUCAAUGCUGUCCAUAAUUUCAAGUAUAGUCAUGGGAAGAUUAGGGAGAUUCUUUCUCACAUGAUUAUUGUUCAUGAGUUGUCAUUCCUUUUCUCAGAAUAUGAAAUAUUCAAUUUAUUGAAGAGGACUGCUACUCCAUAUUAUCAGAAGAUUAGUCGUGCUACUGUGAAAAAAGAUUGCAUAGUUUCUUAUGAAAUUGAGAAGAAAAAAGUUAUGACAUCAUUAAAAGAUGUGAGUAGAGUUAGUGUGACUACUGAUUUAUGGAAGUCAGAUCAAAAGGUUUCAUAUAUGGUUGUCACUUGUCACUUUGUGGAUUCUAGUUGGAAUUUGCAGAUGCGGAAUCUAAAUUUUUUAGAUGUUCCUCCACCUCAUAAUGGUGUUUCCAUUUGUGAUGUGUUGAAUAAGUGUUUGGUUGAAUGGGGAAUUGAAAAUAAGGUAUGGUUAGUUACAGUGGAUAAUGCUAGCUAUAAUGAUGUAGCUGUGAGGAUGUUGAAGGAUAACCUCUCUUAUAAACAUAAUCUUCCUCUUAGUGGCAAAUUAUUUCAUGUAAGAUGUUGUGCACACAUAUUGAAUCUUUUGGUGCAAGAUGGGUUAUCUGAAAUUGAAGAUAUUGUUUUCAAUGUGUGUGAGUGUGAAACACAUAGCUGCUUCAGAGACCCGUGUUAAUAUAUUUAGUGAAAUUUCAAAGCAAUUGAAACUAUCUUCAAAGAAGCUUGUUUUGGAUUGUUGCACGAGAUGGAAUGCAACAUUUUGUAUGUUAUCGGCUGCUUUAGAGUUCAAAGAUAUUUUUCCUAGAUAUGCAGCAAGGGAUGUAGCUUAUACUUUUUUGCCAAGUGAGGACGAUUGGAAAAAGGUUAAUGUUGUUUGUUCAUUUCUCGAGGAAUUUAAUGAAGUAACUCAUCUCAUUUCGGGAAGUGAAUAUCCUACUUCUAACUUGUUCCUUACUGAAUUUUAUACCAUAAAGAAAUUGUUAAAUCAGGCAAGUUCAGAUGAAGGCAAGUCCUUACUGAAUGCAACAUUUUGUAUGUUAUCGGCUGCUUUAGAGUUCAAAGAUAUUUUUCCUAGAUAUGCAGCAAGGGAUGUAGCUUAUACUUUUUUGCCAAGUGAGGACGAUUGGAAAAAGGUUAGUGUUGUUUGUUCAUUUCUCGAGGAAUUUAAUGAAGUAACUCAUCUCAUUUCGGGAAGUGAAUAUCCUACUUCUAACUUGUUCCUUACUGAAUUUUAUACCAUAAAGAAAUUGUUAAAUCAGGCAAGUUCAGAUGAAGGAAGUUUUAUGGCAGCAAUGGCUAACAAGAUGAAGACUAAAUUUGAUAAAUAUUGGGGUGAUAGCAACUUAUUGAUUUCUAUAGCAGCAGUGUUAGAUCCAAGGAACAAGAUGAAAUUGAUUGAAUGGUGUUUUUUAGAGAUCUAUUCUCCUAAUGAUGCAAUGGAGCACAUUUCUACAGUUCAUGAGACAUUGCGCAUGUUGUACAAUGAGUAUGUUGAAGCUCAUAAAACCACUGUUGGCAGCAGCAAUGUUCAAGAUGAAACUCAAAGAGAAAGUUUUAUUGGUCGGACUAAUUUAAAUGGAAGAGGAAAAGGUAAAGUAAGGGCUUAAUUUUAUAGUUACAUUAAGAAUGUUGACAGUAUUGAGCAAGUAAAAUCUGAAUUAGAUGUGUACUUGGAUGAAGGAUGUGUUAUGUGUGAAGAUGACAUUAACUUUGAUGCAUUGUCAUGGUGGAGAAUUAACAACUUAAAGUUUAGGAUCUUAUCAAAAAUGGCUUGUGAUGUACUAUCAAUUCCGAUAACUACAGUUGCUUCUGAAUCGGCUUUUAGUGCCGGUGGUAGGGUAAUUGAUCCUCAUCGUGCCUCUUUGGGAACAGAUACAGUCCAAGUAUUACUUUGUGCAUCAGAUUGGUUGCGUGCUCAUUAUGGAAUCAAGAAAAAAAUCAAAGGAAAAGUAAGAGAUUAAAGAGAUUCAAUUUACUUAGCUGCUGCCUUUAUUGCCAACUUUCAAAAGGUUCUUAGUAGUAGACAAUGACUUUUUCUAUUUACUGAUGCCAUGGAGGAGGAGGUUCUCUAGCGUGUCCAAGCCCAAAUUGAUUGGAACUUUUGUCGCAGUUAAUAUAAAGAAAAUCGUGAGUGUUUAGACUGCA
Zingiber officinale is the source of this 3462-nucleotide messenger RNA. RefSeq names its product zinc finger BED domain-containing protein RICESLEEPER 2-like. The transcript is spliced from 3 exons. Lineage: Eukaryota; Viridiplantae; Streptophyta; Magnoliopsida; Zingiberales; Zingiberaceae. The coding region runs from base 1914 to 2924 and encodes 336 amino acids. Gene Ontology annotation, molecular function: DNA binding. The record is from RefSeq and is a predicted model, not a curated record.